Periophthalmus magnuspinnatus is the source of this 2039-nucleotide messenger RNA. RefSeq names its product retinal outer segment membrane protein 1b (gene rom1b). Lineage: Eukaryota; Metazoa; Chordata; Actinopteri; Gobiiformes; Gobiidae. The record is from RefSeq and is a predicted model, not a curated record. Gene Ontology annotation, biological process: visual perception. Gene Ontology annotation, cellular component: membrane. The transcript has 5 exons. Bases 496 to 1569 code for a protein of 357 amino acids.
UCUGUGUCCUCCAACCAUGGAUACAACUUUUUAGGUGGGCUUUUGGAGGGCACCAUCAGAAAAUACUGUAUCAUAAGGGGGUCCAGAGUCUCGUCUGGAAUAGGAGGAAGAUUAGUUUGAAGAAGUGGAAACAUCACUUACUCAAAAAGGACUAUCUUGAAGAAAUCUUUUUUUUUUUUUUUUCAUUUUUUCCAAGAAUACAUCAAUCAGUUUGGAUUAUUGUGUAGCAUUAUCAAAACAUUUGCUGCACAUUGGAUUUUAAAACCCUGGCAUUAUCAUUUGAACUGGCCAGCGUCCUUCACCAUCUAAGAGUCUACCUGCUUAUCCUAUCUGCCUGGAACAACUUAUGAGCUCAAGCUGUUAAUAACUGCAUAGACCUUAUCAGUGCUUCAUGCAUCAGUGCUAACGGGUCAUACUACUGACCCCUCUGUUCUUGCUUUGACAUCAUUUUCCUUUUCACAUUUUGGUUUUGACUUGUGUAUGACUUAAGCGACCAUGUUGUUGAAAAUGAAAUUCAGUCAGCAGAGGCGGGUGCGCAUGGCUCAGAGCUUGUGGCUGCUGUCAUGGCUUGCAGUGAUGUGUGGGGCCUUCAUCUUUUGCCUCGGGGUUUACCUCAAAAUUGAGCUGCUCCGCAGGGCUGAGGUGAUGGAGAACACAGAGAUCCAUGUGGUCCCUAACAUCCUCCUGAUAGUGGGCUUGGCGUCCAUUGGCACAAACUGGGUAGCUAGUCGUGUAUGCCAGGACUCGCUGGACGCAAGCCGCUUUCCUCGCUGGAAAGUGUUGCUGCUGGCCUGGUUUGCUGUGGCUGCACUGCUCUGUUGUCUGCUUGUUACUGUUGUAGUACUCAGCUAUGCCCUGCAGGGGCGGCUGGAGGAGUCUCUUAAGAUUGGCCUGAGGAAUGGUAUUCGCUUCUACAAGGACACUGACGUGCCUGGACGAUGUUUUCAGAAAGAAACCAUUGAUCAUCUGCAGAUGGAGUUCCGUUGCUGUGGAAACAGCAACUAUAAAGACUGGUUUGAAGUUCAGUGGGUCAGCAACAGAUACCUGGACUUUACCUCAAAGGACGUCAAAGAUCGAAUCCGCAGUAAUGUCGAUGGGCGAUAUCUACUGGAUGGUGUUCCCUUUAGCUGCUGUAACCCCGCCUCUCCAAGACCCUGUCUGCAAAACCAGCUGACUGACAACCACGCCCACUACAACUACGAGUACCAGACUGAGGAGCUGAACCUGUAUAGCCGUGGCUGUAGGCAGGCACUCACAGAUUAUUACAUGAGUCUCAUGAAUUCAACAGGCCCCGGAGUGCUCUCAGUCAUCUUGAUACAGGUAUCAGUCAUUGUGAGUCUGCGUUACCUUCAAACUGCGGUGGAAGGCGCCAUGGCCUUGGAGAACCCAGAAGAAGAAAGUGUGGGUUAUCUGCUUGAAAAGGACCUAAAACAAACCUAUGAAGACCUCAAAUCCAAGGCUCUGGACAUGCUGAAGUUUGCACAAGUCGAUCCCGCCACAACUGAAGCAUCUCCUGAUGCAGAGGAAGAGAAGGCAGAGAAGGCAGCUUCCCCGACCCCUGCAAGCUAGAGAAAUCAAAAACACACUUACACAUGUAAUAGAGCUGGGAUUUGUCUGAGGCUUGUUGGCUCUGUAAGUUGGCUGACGAAGAAACCUGUUCAGCUCCACAUGUUAUAGGCUCAUUUACACACUGCCAAUACAGCAGCUGCAGCAUUUAUGCAGGGCCAACAAAGAUAGUACUUAGGAAAUCAGACACUGACUACACAGGCACCAAGUAUCCCCACUGUGUAAUACAUGAUGAGUAAAUGUCCCUGAAUGUAAUAUAGCGCUGACCGUCAAUACAGGAGAAAUGAAUAGAUUUACUUUAAUGUAAGAUUGGAUAGAUGAUAAAGUUUAGACUUUUGACACUGACACUGUAAAACAUGCAUAUUGUGCUGAAAAUGUUUAUAUAAUUGUAUAAUUCCUGUGACAUCUGUAGUGUCGUGUGAAAUGCAUAGAAAUGUGUUAAAAUGCAGAAACUAUUUAUCAUUCAAAACCAA